Colletotrichum graminicola M1.001 is the source of this 1284-nucleotide messenger RNA. Its product is annotated as CS domain-containing protein. The record is from RefSeq and is a predicted model, not a curated record. Gene Ontology annotation, molecular function: protein-folding chaperone binding. The coding region runs from base 1 to 1284 and encodes 427 amino acids. The transcript has 2 exons. Gene Ontology annotation, biological process: protein stabilization. Lineage: Eukaryota; Fungi; Ascomycota; Sordariomycetes; Glomerellales; Glomerellaceae.
AUGUCUGAAUACACGGCCGGCCAGGCGGGCAUGGACGCCGUCGAGGCCAAGGACUGGCCCCUCGCCAUAGAGAAGCUGUCGGCGGCUCUCAAGUCGACCAAGUCGCCCAAGUGGCUCAUCGCCCGGUCCAAGGCCUACAUCGGCACCAAGGACUACCGCCGCGCCCUCCGCGAUGCCGAGCUCGCCUACGCCGCCGCCGCCGCCCGCGGCAACCGCGCCUUCAUCACCGACGCCCAGUACCGCCGCGCCGUCGCCCACCUCCGCCUCGGCGAGCUCGCCAACGCAGACGCCUGCGCCACCUGGGCCCAGCGCCUGGCCGAGGGCAAGACCAUGUCCCUGCCCGAGUGGAAGGAGCCCAGGGUCGGCGCCCGCGGCUUCGCUACCGCCACCAAGAAGGAGCUGACGGACGAGAUAACAGCCGUGCGCGCGACCGAGGACCCGGCCACAAGUAAGUACGGUGCGCUGUGGAACUCGAUCUGCGCCCUGCGCCUGCAGAUCCUCUCCGGGUUGGAGAAGCUCGCCCAGGACGACGAGAAGAGAAUGGUGACGGUCAAGUACGACCCGGGCGUCUCGCUGGACGCGCCCGAGGAGGACGACGAGGAAGAGAUCACCAAGGAGGAGGUCCAGGCCGCUUCUGCGGCGGCUGCCCAGAAGCCAGAAGUCAAGAAGGAUGUGCGCGUCGACUUCUUCCAGAGCAACGCCACCAUGUCGGUGUCGGUGUUCGCCAAGAACAUCCCCAAGGACGAGUUCAAAGUCGAGUAUGAUGGCCAAGAGAUCCGCAUGACGCACAUUCCCGGCCACGAACCUUGGUACACAAUCCCCCUCUGGGGCCAAAUCGACCCGGCGGGCUCCAAGCAUACCGUGACCGCGAACAAGGUCGAGUUCUCCCUCAAGAAGCUCGAGGUAGGGAAGUGGCCCACCCUCCAGCGCUCCCCGGGCACCGCGCCCGCCGUGCCCAAGGCUGCCGCGCCGGCCCCGACGCCCGCGGCGCCUUCAGCACCUGCGAUCCAGAAGUCCGCCGCCCCCGCGUACCCGACCUCGUCCAAGUCGGGCCCCAAGAACUGGGACAAGCUCGAGGGCGCCGACGAAGAGGACGAGCGCGACAUCAACGCCUUCUUCAAGACGCUCUACAAGGGGGCCACGCCCGAGCAGCAGCGCGCCAUGAUGAAGAGCUUCACCGAGAGCAACGGCACCGCCCUCAGCACCGACUGGGACGACGUCAAGAGCCGCAAGGUCGAAACCGUGCCCCCCGAGGGCGUCGAGGCCAAGAAGUGGGACUCGUAG